This is a messenger RNA of Parasteatoda tepidariorum (common house spider), 621 nucleotides long. The record is from RefSeq and is a predicted model, not a curated record. NCBI's taxonomy places the organism in Eukaryota, Metazoa, Arthropoda, Arachnida, Araneae, Theridiidae.
AUGUUUUAUUUUGGAACAGAUGACCAUUGUGAGUGCCUAGAAUACUGGGAUUGCAUAUUCAAAGGUGGUCAACCGUUUGCUUACUGUGACUACACCCAAAAAGUGUUGUGCUGCUUUGCUAAAAGUAACAACGAGGUAGCUGGAAUACUACCGAAGAACAGCAAACUCACAUCUUGUGGCAGGAAAGGGGCGGACAGUGGAAAAGACGGACACUCUGAACCAGGGGAAUGGGCCUGGCAUGUUGCAAUAUUGGAGAAACCUUUGGAUUUGUAUGUCUGUGGUGGAUCCUUAGUGGACGAAUACUGGAUCCUAACUGCUGCUCACUGUGUCGAUGAUUACUCAUCAGCGAAGUUUUUGAAAAUUCGUGUGGGAGAGCAUGAUGUUUCAUCUACUGUAGAGCAACACCCCUAUGAUGAGUAUGACGCUUCCAGGAUUGUCCUCCAUCCCAGUUUCAACAAUGAGACCCUGGAGAAUGACAUUGCCCUGGUGAGGGUGUCUUUGGCUGUUCGAAAGAAACCACACAUCAACAUCAUCUGCCUGCCACAAACAAAAACUGAAGAGAAUGAACUACUCUCUUCCUCCUGUUAUAUAACAGGAUGGGGAAGAAGGACGGAAACCUAA